GUGUCUGCCCGCAGGAAGUUGGGGACAACCUGAACUGAGAAUUCAUAAAGUCUCCUCCCCUCCUCCUCCGCCCCACACUUUCAGUUUUGUUUUGCUUUCCUGUUUGAGAGAAACGAAACUCCACAGAGCAGGAUCUAGGAAGCAGCAUGGAGGAAGGCUUCCAGCUGUGUGGGAACUGCAAAAGAAGUGUGGCCUCUGCCCACUUCACCCUCCAUGAGGCCCACUGCCUGCGGUUCCUGGUCCUUUGCCCGGAAUGUGAGGAGCCUGUCCCAAAGGAAAAGUUUCCAGAGCAUCAUCAGAAUGAGCACCAGCAGACCAAGGAACAGGAGAAAGACACUGGCAGAUGUGGGUUCUGCGAGCUUCCUGUGCUGCUCAGCAGGCUGGAGGUCCACGAGACGCACUGUGGCAGCCGGACGGAGCGCUGUCCGUACUGCGAACGGCUUAUCACACUCCGAGUGAUGGCCCAGCACACAGACUUCUGUGGGAGCAAGCAGCCUGCUUGUGGAGGAGGGAAGAGAAUGCCAUUGGAAAGGAAAAUCCACUGUGUUUCCUGCAAUCAAAUGAUUCCAGGAAAUAUGUAUAUCCAUCAUAUGGGUGACUGUUAUCCAAUCUCAGAGUCUGUAAAACACCAUCCUUCUGGAAAGACAACACUUUCUCCUCCAUCCCUUCCAAGUCAGGCUUAUGAAGAUCAAAUCUCUACAUCAGAGAAAGAUGUCCGUCCAAAGGUAAAAAACACCAACAGUUCGUGCACUUCUAAACGUUCAACAAAGCACACAACAAGAAGCAAAAACAGAAGUGUGGGUUUGCCUUUGAAGUCUGAGCCUAAGCUGAGGAGUGCCUCUCCCACAGAAGAGCAGUCAGCUUAUGACAUUCUGAGGAGAUGUUCUCAGUGUGGCAUCCUGCUUCCCUUGCCGACCCUGAACAAACACCAGGUGAAAUGUCAACAUCUGGCAUCAUUAAGAGAAAAGUGAAACACCACCUAGAUUUGGAAAAGAAAAGGCAUUAGCUUACCUCAAGCUCUACAGGUGACCAGGAGGAAAAAAAAAACUGGAUUUGGAUUAAGCCUAAGAGACCCCCAGCUGUGUCCCUGAAGAAUUAAAGCAAACCAACAAUAACAACAACAAGAAAAUAUGCUCUCUCAGCAAGCGUCCUGCUCAUCUUUUUUAUGCAUUGCUUACUGGUUUU
Messenger RNA from Perognathus longimembris pacificus (Pacific pocket mouse), 1185 nucleotides. RefSeq names its product XIAP associated factor 1 (gene Xaf1). The transcript has 7 exons. Lineage: Eukaryota; Metazoa; Chordata; Mammalia; Rodentia; Heteromyidae. Bases 147 to 971 code for a protein of 274 amino acids. The record is from RefSeq and is a predicted model, not a curated record. Gene Ontology annotation, biological process: apoptotic process.